ACGCGGCCGUCUUUCCACAUAACUUCCGGUUCACACUGUUACGCCAUGACGUCAGCAUCUGUCUGAACAAACCGACGCAGAUUUACAGAAAAGGGAGCGCCGGCAAAGAGGAGGACAUGGCUGUAAACGUAUACUCCACUUCAGUGACAAGCGACAACCUGAGUCGCCAUGAUAUGCUUGCAUGGAUCAACGAGUCUUUACAGAUGAAUUUCACAAAGAUCGAGCUGCUGUGUUCAGGUGCUGCAUAUUGUCAGUUUAUGGACAUGCUCUUUCCUGGCUGUGUGCCUUUGAAGAAAGUCAAAUUUUCAGCAAAAUUAGAGCAUGAAUACAUUCACAAUUUUAAGAUCUUGCAAGCUGGAUUCAAGAGAAUGGGUGUUGACAAAAUCAUCCCUGUUGACAAGUUGAUAAAAGGCAAGUUUCAGGACAACUUUGAGUUUGUGCAGUGGUUUAAGAAGUUUUUUGAUGCUAAUUAUGAUGGGAAAGAGUAUGACCCAGUGGAGGCACGCCAAGGGCAGGACACAAUGGCUGUGCCCAACCCACCCAUGCCUGUUCUGAACAAGCCCAAGAAGAUCAUAAAUGCAGCCCCACAAAGGGCGGCCGUUGCCAAAGUAGCACCCAAGAUGACUCCCACUUCUGCACGGAGGCCAGGCACUGGUGGCGACGAUGAACGGGCAGAACUUGUACAAGAGGUGAAUAUUCUGAAGUCCACGAUCCAGGACAUGGAGAAGGAGCGAGACUUUUACUUUGGCAAAUUGAGGAAUAUUGAGCUGAUCUGUCAGGAGAAGGAGAGUGAGGGAGACCCCACCCUGCAGAGGAUUGUGGAUAUUCUCUAUGCCACAGAUGAGGGCUUUGUCAUACCAGAUGCUGAAGCAGAGGACCAGGAGGAGUUCUAAUGCCUAUAACUAGAUCCAGUCAUGUCCUUGUCUCCUCCCUCAUCUCUACACAUUCACUCCCUCCUGCUGUCUCGGACCAUGUUACGCAUUUUGGACUUAAUGAACGCUGUAUGCAAAGUAAUUUGGGUUGAAUACAGAGUUAAAGUAGCUACAUUAGAAGAACCUCCUCUGAUGCCUUCUUAGAGAAGAGCACAACAUGGCUCUUCAGCUGAUCUUGCUGGGCUCAGGAGAGUUGGAGCAUUUCGUCUCUAACAUUCAGUAUCAUGUAAAGUUCCUGCGAUGUCAGGGGAAAUUUAUUCAUUCUUUGAUAUUCAUCCUUUCACAGUUUUUUCUUGUGCCACAGUGUGAAUAGGGAGGAGGUUUCCCUCUGUCCCCUGCAAGUUUGGUGGCAUGUGCUUCAUAAUAAUAAUGCUAUAAUCACAUUUUCCAAAUUUAAAGAUGUACUUCCUUCACAAAAUUUUAGUUUUUGUUUUUGGUUCAGAUGAGAAUUAGUGAACUUUUUAUUUUUAAAAUCCACAUUUUCAUCAGUUUACAUUGCAUUUUAUCCCUAUGUCAUUAUUUUUGUGAAAGGCUUGUAGCAGUCACCUUUUCUCCAGCUUUGAUCCUGUGACUGUGCCUUAUAGAGUGGAGGGAGACCAGUCUGAUAUCUGUGUUUGUCUUUGUGUGUGUCAGAAAACCUUUCUCACAGUCUAGGAAGUCAGUUUUGCAGCAAAGAGGGCUGAUUUUGUUUAUGAACGUUCCAAAAUUGGUCACAAACUGCCAUGAUUGUAAUCAGUAUGUGUUUCCCUCUGGUCAUUUGGGAUGUUUUUCUAAUGUUGAUAUUAACAACGUAGUUACAAAAGCAUCUUAUGUGGCACAACCAUUUAAUUUGUUUGUUGGGGGGGAAAAACCAUAGGUCAUUGUCCACUACGGUGGUGGAUUCGGAGGCCAAAUUAAGAACAAGCAAGACAAAUAUUCCCCAUUUCUGCAUUUUGAGUGCAUAGAUAUUUUUUUUUACUUAAUAUUUAAUGUAUCAUUUUACCAUUUCACACAUUUUAAUCUCUGCCUUGGUAGAAUUCACAUUCUGUAUUGGCAAGUGUUUAAAUUAAAUUAAAAUUUGAACGUUUCUGUUUA
Molecule: messenger RNA, 2006 nt
Organism: Clarias gariepinus (North African catfish)
Lineage: Eukaryota; Metazoa; Chordata; Actinopteri; Siluriformes; Clariidae
Gene: mapre1b
Product: microtubule-associated protein, RP/EB family, member 1b
Exons: 7
Coding region: 117-893 (258 amino acids)
Biological process (GO): spindle assembly; regulation of microtubule polymerization or depolymerization; protein localization to microtubule plus-end
Cellular component (GO): microtubule plus-end; spindle midzone; microtubule organizing center
Molecular function (GO): microtubule plus-end binding
Source: RefSeq, a predicted model, not a curated record